AUGAUGACGCCGACUGUGAAGGCGGAAGCGCGACUGCUGCUGCAUCAACUCACGCAGUUUCAAGACGCCAGCGAGGCUCUCACUCGUCUAUUCGAGGGGUUCGCACAGCAGGAAGCCAGACGUUGCGCUGUGCUACUGCAGCUUUUGCAUUGGCAGAAUACGCCCGCUUCCAGAAGUCUCGCAGACGUGCUGGAAGACUUGGAAUCUAGUGAUGACGAGCUCCAAUCGGUGCGUCGUGAUAUGGGGCUGACGGUGCUGGGUAAACCUGCACUGAUGUUUGCCACAUCCAUCUAUGACGAGGAGCUUGCAAUGUUGAUCUGGGCGGGGUUUAUCCAAUUCCACGCUCGAUAUCCGGACUUCGAUCUCACUCGACAGGUGUUCGAUAAUUCGGCGGACUCGCUUGGGUACUCAUCUCUGCACUAUGCGGUGGAGGCUCAAAUGGGGGACUUUGUACGUGCAGUAUGUAAUGAGCUGGAACAGGAUCAGACGGCACCGGUGGCCGGCCAAGUGGUGACACAAGAUGUGACUCUGCCCGUGAAUACAGCCCAGAAUAUGGGCAAGAACAUUGCAAGUGGGGGCUGCUCACUGCUUCAUCUCGCAGCCAAGAAGGGUGACCUGGAGAUGGUCAAAAUGUUCGUCUCCGCCCCGAUGUGUAUGGACCCGAAGACAUUGCGUGACUGGGAUGACAACUCGCCAGCUCGAGUGGCAGCUAUCCACGGCCAUGAAGCAGUGGCUACAUUCUUGGAGAGAGUCACGGGUGAAGUGUCAUUAAACGCAUCCGAAGUUGAUGAAAUGCGAUCCAGCCGCGAGAAGAUGGCUAGAGAGCGCUACCUGGCGCACAUGAAGCCUCAUGAGUCCAUGUUAGAGCCGUCAGUGUUUCCAGAUAUCUGGACCAUCGAGGAAACUACGCUCAUUUGUAGCGAAGUGAACCGAACAGCUGCUGAACGGGGCUGGUGCAAGGAACGACAUGCGUCUUAUCAAACGACAGACAUGCCAUGCCACCAAGUUGCAGCGUUGAAUUCCUGGGUACGCUCGACGUUGGAGGACAGACUGUUCCCUCAAAUUGCGAAGCGAUAUGAAUUGCCGACGACAAAGCGUUUACUAUUCCACGACCUCUUUUUCGUCAAGUAUGAGGCGCGGAAAGGUGAGCGCUCUGAGCUUGCACUACAUCGUGAUGGCUCUGUCUUGUCCUUCAAUAUUUUGUUAAACUCGGCCGAUGACUUUACCGGAGGCGGCACGUAUUUCGAUUCCACGAAACGCACGGUGCACAUUACUCAAGGUGAUGCUGCCGUACACAGCGGAAAAGUGCUCCACGGUGGUGCACCUGUGCUGACUGGUAUACGCCAAAUCCUUGUGGGUUUCCUCGACGUGGCUGAUUGUGUGUAUUGA
Molecule: messenger RNA, 1389 nt
Organism: Phytophthora infestans T30-4
Lineage: Eukaryota; Oomycota; Peronosporomycetes; Peronosporales; Peronosporaceae
Exons: 3
Coding region: 1-1389 (462 amino acids)
Molecular function (GO): oxidoreductase activity, acting on paired donors, with incorporation or reduction of molecular oxygen; protein binding; L-ascorbic acid binding
Source: RefSeq, a predicted model, not a curated record